Molecule: messenger RNA, 615 nt
Organism: Brassica napus (rape)
Lineage: Eukaryota; Viridiplantae; Streptophyta; Magnoliopsida; Brassicales; Brassicaceae
Product: probable disease resistance protein RPP1
Exons: 2
Coding region: 1-615 (204 amino acids)
Source: RefSeq, a predicted model, not a curated record
AUGGUGGAGCUUCCUUCCUCUACAGACAUUGAAGAGUUUGAUCCAUGGAUGGGGAGCUUAUCUGGUUUACGUCAACUUGUACUAAAUGGAAUGGAGAAGCUGGUAUCACUCCCCUUCCAUAACUGCUUCAAACUAAAUCAAGAAGCGAGAGAUCUCAUCAUCCAGACUCCAACCAAUGAAUAUGCAGUCUUUCCCGCUCAAGAAGUGCCUCAGUGCUUCACAUACCGAUCAUCUGGGAGUUCCUUAACUGUGAAGUUGACUCAAAUGCCUCUUGGCACAUCAACCAAAUUUAAGGCUUGCAUCAUAUUACCUGGUGAUGUGGACGAAAAUGACUUAAGAUGUUGGCGAAGAGCAUAUGUGUGCUGUAGAAUCACGUCUAGAGGGAAUGAUCUCAAUACUUGUUUUAAAAUAGCAGAACGGGUUGUUCCGGGGCAUCUGUACGCAUUCGAGGUUGAGGUUGAAACAGAGGAGAUGACUUCCACCGAGCUUGUUUUUGUGUUCGAGAUCCAGUUCGACUAUUCACUUGUAGAAAGGUCCGAAGAAUGGGAGAUAAAAGAAUGCGGGAUGCUUCAACUCUUGGAGGUCCCUUCCCUUCAUGCUGAUAAACAUUAUUGA